AAGAAUUUUCCCUUAUCUCUCUUUGUUGAGUAAUAAAAAAUUUGGAAAAAACAAGGACGUUGAUUCCACGCUAAAUGCUUUACUACAUUUUUAAAAGACAGAAAUUUCUAGACUCACCUCUUUUUCUCUCUCUCUCUCUCUCUCUCUCUCUCUCUUUCCGUGACUCUAUAAUAGUAAUAGUAAAAAAUCACAAUCGCACCCUUCUGAAUCUUGAUUCCAUUUCCUUGUUGUGGUUCCCUUUCAGGUUUGUUUCUGAGUCUUAGAAAAACAAAAAAGUUAUGGCUUCGAAACGGAUCUUGAAGGAGCUCAAGGAUUUACAGAAAGACCCACCUACCUCUUGCAGCGCUGGACCUGUGGCUGAGGACAUGUUCCAUUGGCAAGCCACCAUCAUGGGACCUGCUGAUAGUCCUUAUGCUGGAGGUGUAUUUCUAGUUUCUAUUCAUUUUCCUCCUGAUUAUCCAUUCAAGCCUCCAAAGGUUGCAUUCAGGACUAAGGUAUUCCACCCAAACAUUAAUAGCAAUGGAAGCAUAUGUCUGGAUAUUCUUAAAGAACAGUGGAGCCCAGCACUAACCAUUUCAAAGGUGCUGCUGUCCAUAUGCUCCCUUUUGACGGAUCCCAACCCUGAUGAUCCACUUGUCCCUGAAAUUGCUCACAUGUACAAGACUGACAGGGCCAAGUAUGAAGCCACUGCUCGCAGCUGGACACAGAAGUAUGCCAUGGGAUGAUGGCAGAUGAAAACCCCCCAGCAUCUAAAAGCAAGCUGUUAAUCCAUGGUUCUCUCAUCUCCCUUCAGGUAAAAGAAUGGAAAUAUUGAGAAUGAAAUCUCCUUAUUCUUCUUUCACCAAGAACUCAAUAUUUGGCAAGGAACUCUGUUGUCAUCUUGUGAAUAUUUAUUUGAAGACAUUGGAGAUUGGGUAACUGUAAUGUAAUGUUAUCAUGUUGUUGUCAAAGUGAAUGAUUUGCUUGUUGAUCUACAACUCAUUUGAUUGAUUAAGAAAUAAUGUUUUACGGGUACAAUUCCUCCAAGUUUCAAUUCUUGCUUUGUAUUAGGGACUGAAUCCGGCAUGAUACUGCUAUGCUUGGUUCAGACAUUGUAUCUAAGUGUUAAAUUCUGUUGAAAGUUGAAACAGUGUUUAUUUCUAUUUAAAAUACUGCACGGUUAUAGUGGCA
Molecule: messenger RNA, 1170 nt
Organism: Quercus lobata
Lineage: Eukaryota; Viridiplantae; Streptophyta; Magnoliopsida; Fagales; Fagaceae
Product: ubiquitin-conjugating enzyme E2-17 kDa-like
Exons: 5
Coding region: 279-725 (148 amino acids)
Source: RefSeq, a predicted model, not a curated record